Molecule: messenger RNA, 2734 nt
Organism: Lucilia sericata (common green bottle fly)
Lineage: Eukaryota; Metazoa; Arthropoda; Insecta; Diptera; Calliphoridae
Gene: Dnaaf5
Product: dynein assembly factor 5, axonemal
Exons: 4
Coding region: 180-2708 (842 amino acids)
Biological process (GO): outer dynein arm assembly; inner dynein arm assembly; cilium movement
Cellular component (GO): cytoplasm
Molecular function (GO): dynein intermediate chain binding
Source: RefSeq, a predicted model, not a curated record
AUUUCUACAUUUGAAAAAAUAAUCAGCUGGACUUGUGUAGUCAUUUUGAAUAAUAAACUUUGAAUCGAAGUAAACAAUGUCACCAAGCAACUUGUUAUUGUUAAAAAAUUUUGCAUUUGUUUGUGAAAUUAAACAAUUUCCCUGACAUUCUGGAAAAAUAAAUAUCAACUAAAAACCUCAUGGAAAAAAUGAGUUUAAACCUUAUUGAAAUUUGUGAAAAAUUGCAGUUGCAAGACCGUAGAGCCAAAAUCUCUACAUUGGGAUUUUUGCAACAAAAGUGUUUGGAUGCGAAAGAUACUGCCGAUUCAGAGAUACUGCAAUUAUUCGAUGAAACCUAUUUGCACUUGCUGAAAUGCUACAGCGAUCGCUUUGAGAGUGUACGCGAUCAGGCCGUACAAACUGUCAACAUGUUUUUCGAGCGUUUGCCACCAAAUGAUUUCCAUUUAGUUAAUAUUGUUUCUACUUUGGUGGAGCGCAUGGGUCAGCAUGAAACUCUUGAGGAAAGUGAAGAAAUUCGUUUGGUCUUUAUACAGCAAUUGUUAAAAGUAGAAAAUCGUUUUAUAGCGACCGGCAAUAAAGACAGUCUGCAGGAUUGUUAUGAAGACAUUGUUCGUAUUAUUGUAAAAGCUUUAAAUGACCCAUAUCCAGCUGUUCAGAAAGAGGCCUGCACAUGUGUUGCUGUAUUAGCUGCAUCGGCAGAUAGUUGUGCAUUUAAGCCGUUUUCGGAACGUUUGGCUAAAGCUCUCUAUGGAAUGUUAAAUCACAAGCACUCUCAGUCUCGUAUUGCGGCUGUUAAUGCAUUGGGUUUUGUCGCCUUACAUAUAGAUGCCAGUGGUGAUGCUUUGUCAAGUUUGAUUAUGGAAGUAUCACCACUUCUGAUGGAUUCUAUGCCUCUGGUAAGGAGAGAAUGUGGUGAGUUAGGCGUACGUUUGUUAUUGGAAUUACGUGAUCGUUAUUCGUACUUUGAAAGACUUAUUCCAUUGGUUUUAUGUUGUUUAAAAGAUGAUUCACCUGAAGUACAAUCAUACAUUUUGCCAUUGUGGGAAAAAUGUGGUAAACAAUAUUAUGAUGAAAACGAGACAGAGUUGAGCAAACAGGAAAUAGCCGAUAUAAUACCCCCAAACUAUCCACCAAAUAUAAAGCGUCCAACAAUCGGUUGUCGUGGUAUAGUUCAGCGUUCACUACGUCUAUUAAAAUUAAUAAUGAGAGAAUCGACAGAUUGGAAAGAAAAUGUUCGUUUACAUUCACUAAAAUUAUUGUAUCAAUUUGUUCUGCAUGCCGAAAGAUCUAUGACGGCUAAAUUCUUUGAGAUUUAUGAAGAUGUUGCUAGAGCGACGAGAGAUGCUGAGCCAACAGUGGUGGAAGAAGCCUUCAAAGUGUCUGACUUAAUGGGCCGCCUUUUAAAUUAUGAUGAUUGGUAUGAACAUGGCUUCGAUGGUUUAGAAAGAAAUGCCAAAGAAGGUUUUUUAAAGUGUUUUUAUUACAUGUAUACUCCAGCUUUGGGUGUAAAAUUUGAGCAUAAUUUGCGUUUAUCUAAAAUGCUCGUACAACCGGAAUUUUCUCAAACUUUAAAAUGUAAUUUCCAGUUGUAUGUCUUAAAAAUGGUUGAUACAAUAUUAGAGAAAUGUAAAAGUGCAGAUAGUGAGCAGAAGGAUACUAUUGAUUUGUAUAAAAAUUGUUAUUGCGCUACAAUUAAAAUAAUGUCUUUAUCUUUCGAAUCUGAACAAACAAACUCUGAGGAAUUGCAAACUAAAGCUUUGAACAUAUUAGAUAACAUUUCCGAAUGCCGUAAGUGCAAUUUAGAUGAUUUGCACGAACAAUUCUUUAUCUACGCCUUAGAGUCAGUUCAAGACAUUGAUGCACAGCUAGAUGCUUUGAGUGAACCUAUUUUACUUUUAUAUGGACUAAUAAAACUGGCAAAAUUUCGUCAAACAUAUUUAAAACAAUUGCAACAAAAGAUCAAUGUAGUAUUUGAACAUUGUGCCGACGAGUCAAAAGUGAAAAUAUUAAGUGCUGUAUCCAUUGCAAUGUUAGAUUGGAACAAGACGAUGCGUAGAUCUCUAACAGAAAGUUGCGAACUUCUAAAGGAGUUUGUGCUAUCAGUAGUGGAACCUCAUCUUAUUUGGAAAGUCGGAGCAAAUGCCGAAGCAAUGCGUUCUUUAGCUACCGCAACAUUAUGUUCUCUGUCACAAGGUGCAGCAGAAGAGGCCACACAUGUUUUACCACAUUUUGCUAAAUACUUCCCAGCACUCUUGGAAGAUCAAUGUGUUUCUACACGGCACUAUGCCUUAAAAUCUCUAUACAAUUUUGGUGAGGUUGAUAUUGAACAUUUAAAACCUAUUGCUUAUGCUUGUUUACAGCGUUUAGACGAUCCUUCGGCUGGAAUACGUAUAUUAGCAGCUUCAGUAGUUCCGCAACUAAAAUGUACUGAACAGGACAAGAGCAGUGGUAAUGGAGACAGUGAAAAUAAUAAAAGCAACUGCUAUGAAAGUGAAGUUUGGUUGUCCUUUGUUGAAAAUUGUUUCGAUUUAUUAUUUUUACAUUACGAUACUCCAGAAGAACGUCUACAGGCGGCCAUUAAAAAUACAAUAAUUGUGUUGGGCAAACGCCAUCCAAAAAUGUUAAUGGACUCUUACCAACGCACCUUGGCUGCUACACACAAUUGUUAUAAUUUAAAAGAACUUGAAAAGCAGUUGCCAUUAAAUUAGAUUUUCUUGAUUUUAUUCUUCUACUC